GCGAGCCCCGCAGAGAGGAAACCAGACCCACUAGCGCGUCUCGCAGAGGAGUCGGCGGCGCGAUGAUGGACUGACUGAUCGGCUGCGUCGUCGAGACGACAAAACGCUGGAGCAUGAAUGAAGCAGGAUCAGAAAAUUGUGCAUCCAUGUCUGCGGAGCCUCCCUUAAGUCCCACCGCGCCGGCUCUGGUCCAGUUCCAGCUGGGGCUGUUUAGGGAGAUGGUUCGGGUCCCGCCCGGCAACCUGAGCUACCGCCACGCCCGCCGACUGGCGGCCGAGGUCAUAGAGAGAAAGGCUCCAGACUGCAGCGUGGUGGGCUCUGGUGAGAAGAUCCUGUUGUUCAGACACCAACCCGCCUCGGAGCAGCUGCUGCAGCGGCUGACGGACCGGGACGAGCUGCAGGACGGAGACCUGAUCGAGAUCGUCGUCGCAGGAUCAGCCUCUGUGGCCGAGAUGAGGAUGCGUCCACACUCCCUGGUGGUCCAGUCGUACCGGACCCCCACCUUCUGUCACCACUGUGGGGAGAUGCUGUGGGGCCUCGUGCGACAGGGACUAAGAUGUGAAGGAUGCGGUUUAGACUUCCACAAGCGCUGCGCCUUCCUGCUGCCCAACGACUGCAGUCGAAUCCGGCGGCAGGUCAGCACCAGCUUCUCCCUGUUCCCGCCUCGGAGGCCGCGCACGCACUCUCUGUCCAGUCAGGCCGGAGGCAGCCUGGAGGAGAUCAGCUUGUCCAAGCCGUUGUCCAGGCCGCCGUCGUGGAAUGAGCCGCCCGUCUGGCUCGGGGACAAGAGCAGGCCUCAGGUCCCCCACACCUUCCACAUCCACAGCUACACCAAACCCACAGUGUGCCAGUACUGCCACCGGCUGCUCAAAGGGCUCUUCAGGCAGGGGCUGCAGUGCUCAGACUGCAGGUUCAACUGCCACCGGCGCUGCGAGCCUCUAGUCCCCAGAGACUGUCCAGGAGAGAGGAGGGCCGUCAACGGGGACGACUCCUCGGCGGCCGCUCACAGCUUCCCACAGGAUUCAGAGGACGCCGAGUCGGAGCUCGUCAGCUCAACACUAGACACCUCAGAGGACGAGAUGUCCUCCGACGGAGACUCGCUGCCGGAGAUGGUGGAGGUGGAGUUGCUGAGAGAGCCAAUGAGCCCCUGUUUCAGCAGCAACAUCCCCCUGAUGAGGCUCGUCCAGUCGGCGCAUCACACUAAGAGGAGAGCAGCAGGAGUCCUGAGGGAGGGCUGGCUGCUGCACCACACCAACACAGACACACUGAGGAAACGUCAUUACUGGAUCCUGGACUGGAAAACCAUUACUUUGUACCAGAAUGAGAGCAGCACCAAGUACUACAAGGAGAUCCCUCUGUCAGAGGUGCUGCAGGUGCGAGGCCCCGCCCACCUCGCCAUGCCCUCCUUGCCGGGCACCGACCUGCACUCCUUUGAGCUGGUGACGGCCUCGCUGGUGUUCUGCGUGCAAGCCGGUGAAGACGGUGCGGCGUGGGAGAGCGCCAUCUGUCAGGCUCUGAUGCCCGUGCAGAGCAGCAGAGGACCAGGCGAGGAGCACCAAGAUAAAGACCAGCACGGAGUCGGUGUGGACAUCAGCUCGGUGUAUCAGAUCUUUACAGAUGAAGUUCUGGGUUCAGGACAGUUUGGAGUCGUGUACAAAGGUACUCACAGGAAGUUGGGCCGUUCGGUCGCCAUCAAAGUCAUCGACAAGACCCGCUUCCCGACCCAACAGGAGAGACAGCUGAGGAACGAAGUGGCCAUUCUGCAGAAUCUGUCCCACCAUGGAGUUGUGGUGCUGGAAGGGAUGUUUGAAACGCCCAGACAUGUUUUCGUGGUCAUGGAGAAGCUCCACGGAGACAUGCUGGAGAUGAUCCUGUCCAGUGAGAAGGGCCGGCUCCCUGAACGCAUCACUCGGUUCCUGGUUAUACAGAUCCUCGAGGCGCUGCGGUACCUCCACCUGAAACACGUCGCCCACUGCGACCUGAAGCCAGAGAACGUGCUGCUGGUCUCCGCCGACCCCUUCCCUCAGGUGAAGCUGUGCGACUUCGGCUUCGCGCGCAUCAUCGGCGAGAAGUCGUUCCGCCGCUCGGUGGUGGGCACUCCGGCCUACCUGGCCCCCGAGGUGAUCAGCAGCAGCGGCUACAACCGCUCCCUGGACAUGUGGUCCGUGGGCGUCAUCAUGUAUGUGAGCCUCAGCGGGACGUUCCCCUUCAACGAGGACGAGGACAUCCGCCAGCAGAUCACCAACGCCGCCUUCAUGUACCCCCGCCAGCCCUGGGCCAACAUCUCACUGGAAGGUCUGGGUUUUUGGAAACUUAAUCACACGUUUGCUGAUGUUUUUGCUAGACCUGCGUUAAGUGUAGUCAGAGGAGGGUUGUGUUGUCAGAGUCAAACCACACUGACUCCACCUUUUGCUUCCUCUGCAGCUGUGAGCCUCAUCAACAACCUGCUGCAGGUGGCUGUGAGACGCAGGUACACCGUGGGAAAAGCUCUGGGGCAUUCCUGGCUGCAGAACUUCCAGCUGUGGUGCGACCUGAGGGAGUUCGAGCUGAGGAUGGGCUGCAGGUAUCUGACGCACGAGGGGGACGAGGAGCACUGGAGUCGCUUCGCUCUGGAAAGAGGCCUGAUGUUUCCCUCCCAUCUCUGCUGGGACUCCAGCAGCGAAAUGGACAUGUGAAUUAAAAAGAAACUAACACAGCUGGAGCUGUUUUUGUAUCUUUUAGACUUUUUUUAUUGUUAUUUUAUAUGGACAAAUGAGAGGCUGUGGUAAGUGCUGGUCAUUUAAAUAUCGUUUUAACUAAGCCAUAGACUACUGUUACAAUUUUUAGAUGAGUUGAAGAGUCUUAAAUCGUGGAAGAAAAACACACAAACUGCUGUUUAAUAAUAUAAUUAUACUUUUUUAUUCCAGCUUUGUUUUUAAAUGUAGCUGUUUGAAUGUGUGGUGUUUUUUUUUAAGCAUCUGUAAUGAUGGACAGAAAUAACUGAGAAUGAGGGGAGGAGAUGAGAUAAAAACACCUUGAACAUGCACAGAGGAGUCGACUCGCACUGAUUAUUAGUAUUGUUAUGGCCGAUGUUUUGUUGUGGAAAUGGGACCAAUCCCUCAGUCUCCUCCUCAGC
This is a messenger RNA of Xiphophorus maculatus (southern platyfish), 3115 nucleotides long. Its product is annotated as serine/threonine-protein kinase D3-like. Lineage: Eukaryota; Metazoa; Chordata; Actinopteri; Cyprinodontiformes; Poeciliidae. Gene Ontology annotation, molecular function: protein serine/threonine kinase activity; ATP binding. The record is from RefSeq and is a predicted model, not a curated record. Bases 114 to 2675 code for a protein of 853 amino acids. The transcript is spliced from 17 exons. Gene Ontology annotation, biological process: protein phosphorylation.